Molecule: messenger RNA, 2131 nt
Organism: Malus domestica (apple)
Lineage: Eukaryota; Viridiplantae; Streptophyta; Magnoliopsida; Rosales; Rosaceae
Source: RefSeq, a predicted model, not a curated record
AUGGCUGAAGCACUCAUUUCUUGGCUGCUCGAAAAAUUGGCUUCGGUAACUUACCAAUACGUCGAAGAAGAGGUGAAGCUGGUUUUAAAUGCGGAGAAAGAUGUUAAAGAAUUCGCUGACAACCUUGAAGCGAUUGGUGCUGUGCUUGAGGAUGCGGAGCAGAGGCAGGUGAAGGAGAAACGCGUAAGAAAAUGGCUCGAGGAGCUGAAAGAUGUGUCGUACAAGAUGGACAAUGUGCUUGAUGAGUGGAACACUGAAAUACUGAAACUAAAAGUUGAGAAACAAGAAGAGCACUGUGGAAGUACUUGUCUUGUUACUGAGAUGAUGAAGGCGGUAUGUUUCUCUAUUCCCUCCUCUUGCUUUUGUUUCCGGCAAGCCAGUCGGGUAAUUCUUCAUCGUGACAUUGCUCUUAAGAUCAAAAGUCUGAAUGAAAAUUUAGAUGUGAUUGCUAAGCGCAGACAAACAUAUAACUUUCAAUCCAUGGAGAGAAUUAUCAUUGAACAACCUGAGCGAGUCGAAACUGAUUCUUCUGUUGAUGAAUCUAUCAUAUUUGGUAGAGAACAACAAAAGGAAGUUUUGGUUAGCAAGUUGUUGAAUGAGAGUAGUCAAGAAGAGAGGAGCCUUCUUGUCAUCCCUAUUGUCGGGAUGGGAGGAAUGGGGAAGACAACUCUGGCCCAACUGGCUUUUAACGAUGAAAAUGUUAAAGCCUAUUUUCAUAUCAAAAUAUGGGUUUGUGUUUCGGACCCUUUUGAUGUGAACAAAAUUGCCAAAGCCAUCAUUUCUGGUGCCGAAGGGGUCAUCCCAAAUUCAAAUACUUUGGAAGAUUUGUUUCGGUGUAUGUCUGAAGUCAUAAAGGGAAAAAAGUUUUUCCUUGUCUUAGACGAUGUGUGGACUAAAGACUCAAAACGGUGGGAGAAAUUGAAUUUGCGAUUAAUGCAAAGUGGCGCUCGAGGCAGUAGAAUAUUAGUGACCACUCGAAAACAGGAGGUUGUUGAUAUGAUGGGAGCUCCCGCUCACACGAUCUAUUUGGAGAGGUUGAGCGAACAAUAUUGUUUGUCAAUAUUCAACUACAUGGCAUUUUUAAAUGGGGAAAAGGAUAGUGUGUUGGGAGACAUUGGUGAAAAAAUUUCAAAAAAGUGCGAAGGUUUGCCUCUUGCUGCAAAGACUCUGGGUAGUCUCAUGCGUGACAAGAAAACGAGGAAAGAAUGGCAAGAAGUUUUGAAUAGUAAGAUAUGGGAGCUGGACGAUGUUGAGGAACAAGUUUUCAAACCAUUGUUACUGAGUUAUUUUGAUUUGGUACCUAUGGUCAAACAAUGCCUUUUGUAUUGUGCUAUUUUUCCAAAAGAUCAUGAGAUCGAUAAAGAUCAUUUGAUUGAAUUGUGGAUGUCACAAGAUUAUCUCUAUUCGAAAGGAAAAAUAGAGAAGAAAAUAAUUGGCCAAAGGUGUUUUGAUAAUUUAGUAAUGCGAUCUUUCUUCCAAGACUUUGAAAAAGAUCAUGAUGGAAAUAUCUGGAUGUGUAAAAUGCAUGAUAUUGUACACGACUUUCUACAGUUUCUUACUCAAAAUGAAUGCUUUACAAUGGAGGUUAAGGGUGGUAACUAUACAAUAGAGUCCUUGGGUGAUAAGAUUCGUCAUUUGACCCUAUUGCUUGCUCCCGAGGGUCCAUUUCCACAUGUUUCAUUUUCCAGCUACAAAACUGAUCUGCUUACUCUUGCAACUUUUGGUUCAAAAUUCACCGUUGUGGACUCAACUUUGAUGUCACAGUUGAAACAUCUUAGGACAUUGAAUUUGAGUGGUAAUUCUAUUGAAGAGCUUCCGGAGGAGAUAGGUGGAUUGGUGCAUCUGAGGUUUCUUGAUUUGUCUUACAGUCGUGGUUUGAAAAAGCUACCGAAUGGGGUGUGUAAUUUAUACAAUUUGCAACAUUUCGCCUUAAUUGGUGUGGGAAACUUGAAAGUCUACCUCAGAGCAUGGGAAAGUUGAUUAACUUAAAGCAUCUUUAUGUUGAGGGUUGCGAUGAGCUGAAGUACUUGCCGAAAGGGAUUGGGAGAUUAACAAAUCUAAGAAGACUAGAUCGGUGCCGUGUUGGCGGUGGUAAAGACGACGAUGAAGCGUUCAAAUUGGGAGAUUUGAG